AUGACAUCGAAACUAUCUUACGCGCAUCCACUCUCCCCCCUCAGCAUUGAGGAGACCGCCUCUGCAGCAAAUGUUAUUCGCGCCUUGCACCCUGACACAAUUCUUCACUUCCGGGUUAUAUAUCUUCGAGAGCCUGAUAAGGCAGAUCUUGUCAAGUUUCUUGACAUUGAACAUGCUGGAAGGCUGACACCCGAGACACCAAGGCCUCCUCGUCUGGCCUCAGUGCACUAUGUUGUGGUGGCCAACCAAGAGGAGCCCCAAUCAAUAGAAGCCAUCGUCGACCUGGAAAAGCUUGAGCGCGUGUGGGAGAAAACUGUCAAAACCGACGUUCACCCGAGCUUCACAUUGCAUGAACUUCAAGAGACUGUCAGAAUCUGCAAUGCGUCUGAAAUUCUGCAGUCCAAGAUUGCGGCCCUUUCACUUCCCGAUGGGUUCGAAGCGGUCAUCGAACCUUGGCCCUAUGGCGGUCUCGACAGUCAUGACGAGAAUCGCCGAUAUUUCCAGGCGCUUGUCUUUGCCAUUGACAAACGGAAGAACAACCCAGACGCCAACUUCUACAGCUAUCCACUUCCUUUAAUUCCUGUGGUAGAUUGGAUCAAGCAAGAGGUCGUCCGGGUUGACGAAUUGGCCACUGGAGGCGUGGAUGACCCUUACGUUGCGCAGCCCAGGGGAAAGGGCAUUAUUGACCAUUGCCAGCCUUCCGAGUACGUGCCGGAACUUCUCGUAACAAAGAUGCGAGAUGAUCUGAAAGAGCUCAAUGUUCUUCAGCCCAACGGACCUAGCUUCAGUGUCAAAGACGAGAGUCUGGUGGAGUGGCAGAAAUGGAGGAUGCGCGUCAGCUUCAAUCCUAGAGAGGGCGCCGUAAUUCAUGAUGUUCUUUAUGAUGGACGCAGUGUGCUGUACCGACUAUCCAUCAGCGAUAUGACGGUUCCCUACGCCGAUCCUCGCAAUCCAUUCCACCGCAAGCAAGCCUUCGACUUUGGCGACGGGGGUAUCGGCCACUGUGCGAAUAAUCUCGAGCUUGGAUGCGACUGUCUCGGGGUCAUCAAGUAUUUAGAUGGUGUUCUGAACCGCCCCGACGGUACAGCUCACUGCUCGCCUAAUGUCAUCUGCCUCCAUGAGCAGGAUAACGGCAUAGGCUGGAAGCACACAAACUGGCGGACAAACAGAGCCGUCGUGACCCGGCGGCGAGAGUUGGUCAUUCAGUUCAUUUUGACCGUAGCCAACUACGAAUACGUUUUCAACUACAAAUUCGACCAAGCUGGAGGUAUCACAGUUGAAACAAGAGCGACCGGCAUCUUGUCUGCAGUCAACAUCGAUGCUGGCAAAACGGCACCGUGGGGAAAUAUCGUAUCCCCUGGCGUGCUUGCUCAGAAUCACCAGCACAUCUUCUGCGUACGGAUCGACCCGGCUAUUGAUGGCUAUGAAAAUACGCUGGUACAGCAAGAAUCGCUCCCACUUCAGAUUGACACCAGAACAAAUCCCAACGGAAAUGCGUACAAGGUUGAGGAAACGCCAAUCACAACAUCGGUCGGUCUUGAUGCCGCUCCCCACAAUGCACGAUUGUUCAAGAUUCAGAAUUUGAGUAAGCGUAAUCCAGUCAGCGGAAAACCAGUUGGCUAUAAGAUCGUGCCUCCGCCCACUCAGCUUCUUUUGGCAGAUCCUCGGAGCCGCCAGGCUCAAAGAGCACUUUUCGCUCAUCAUCAUCUUUGGGUGACGAAGUACAAGGAUGACGAACUUUACGCUGGAGGUCGCUACACCUUGCAAAGCACGAUUGAGGAAGAGGGAGUGUCAGAUGCAGCUGCGCGAUGCGAUGAUGUCUUGCAGAAUGAUAUCGUUAUUUGGAGCGUAUUUGGGCUCACUCACAACCCGCGUGUUGAGGAUUGGCCCGUGAUGUAA
This is a messenger RNA of Colletotrichum chrysophilum, 1899 nucleotides long. RefSeq lists its product as uncharacterized. Gene Ontology annotation, molecular function: primary methylamine oxidase activity; quinone binding; copper ion binding. The record is from RefSeq and is a predicted model, not a curated record. NCBI's taxonomy places the organism in Eukaryota, Fungi, Ascomycota, Sordariomycetes, Glomerellales, Glomerellaceae. The transcript has 4 exons. The coding region runs from base 1 to 1899 and encodes 632 amino acids. Gene Ontology annotation, biological process: amine metabolic process.